AUGGGGACUGCAGCGGCGGCAGCGGCGGCGGCCGGGGAGGGGGCGCGCAGCCCGAGCCCCGCCGCCGUGUCGCUCGGCCUGGGCGUGGCCGUCGUGUCGAGCCUGGUGAAUGGGUCCACGUUCGUGCUUCAAAAAAAGGGCAUCGUGCGCGCCAAGCGGCGAGGUACCUCCUAUUUAACAGACAUUGUGUGGUGGGCAGGCACAAUUGCAAUGGCUGUUGGCCAGAUUGGAAACUUCCUGGCUUACACUGCGGUCCCCACAGUCCUGGUGACUCCACUGGGUGCCCUUGGAGUGCCGUUUGGGUCCAUUUUAGCUUCUUAUCUUCUGAAGGAAAAGCUCAACAUCUUGGGCAAGUUGGGAUGUCUGCUAAGCUGUGCAGGUUCUGUUGUGCUGAUUAUCCACUCCCCAAAAUCUGAGAGUGUGACCACUCAGGCUGAGCUGGAAGAGAAGCUGACUAACCCAGUGUUUGUGGGCUAUUUGUGCAUCGUGCUCCUUAUGCUGCUACUGCUCAUCUUUUGGAUUGCACCGGCCCAUGGGCCCACCAACAUCAUGGUCUACAUCAGUAUCUGCUCCUUGCUAGGGAGUUUCACCGUGCCUUCCACCAAGGGCAUCGGGCUGGCGGCCCAAGACAUCUUCCACAACAACCCAUCCAGUCAGCGGGCCCUCUGCCUGUGCCUGGUGCUCCUUGCUGUGCUCGGUUGCAGCAUCAUCGUCCAGUUCAGGUACAUCAACAAAGCGCUUGAGUGCUUCGACUCCUCUGUGUUCGGGGCCAUCUACUACGUCGUGUUCACCACCCUUGUCCUGCUAGCCUCGGCCAUCCUUUUUCGGGAAUGGAGCAAUGUGGGCCUGGUGGACUUCUUGGGUAUGGCCUGUGGGUUCACCACCGUCUCUGUUGGGAUUGUCCUUAUACAGGUGUUCAAAGAGUUCAAUUUCAACCUUGGGGAGAUGAACAAAUCUAAUAUGAAAACAGAUUAGGAUGCAACAGGGGUUGGGUGGCUCAAGAAGUGGGAAAUGGAUGUGGUUUCUGGCUCUAAUUUGAUGUGUAGUAGAAGAGACCCUAAUCAAUGGUAUUAAAGUUACUUGCAUAUUAAUGGGUGGUCUGGUGAACAGUGGGGAGCAUCACUCAGCACCAGGGUGGGGGCCCAGCCCUUUGCAGUCUGAAGUUGCUAAAUGGUUGUCUGGGCAUCAUCUCUCUCUGAUGAGAGGAAUCUCAUGUUCAUAGCCAUUAACCUGGAAGCUUUCAUGAAUACUCUUUCCUUUUAAAAUAUUUUAACAUUAUUUAAUAGAAGAUAAAGAUGGGCUCUUUCUGAUUAGUCUUUGCAGGGGAGCAGAUAUUCUUACUUAGAAGAUUACUUUGGAAAUGGGAGAAAUUGUUGUCUUGAAGUCUGACUAUACAGUAAAUGUGUCUGUACUUGUGUUAUUUUGCAUUAAGCAUGUAUAACAUUCAGGUACCUCAUCCAAAUAAGAAGUACAUACAUUUAAUUGUU
Molecule: messenger RNA, 1487 nt
Organism: Odobenus rosmarus divergens (Pacific walrus)
Lineage: Eukaryota; Metazoa; Chordata; Mammalia; Carnivora; Odobenidae
Gene: NIPA1
Product: non imprinted in Prader-Willi/Angelman syndrome 1
Exons: 5
Coding region: 1-975 (324 amino acids)
Biological process (GO): magnesium ion transport
Cellular component (GO): membrane
Molecular function (GO): magnesium ion transmembrane transporter activity
Source: RefSeq, a predicted model, not a curated record